Molecule: messenger RNA, 1746 nt
Organism: Fomitiporia mediterranea MF3/22
Lineage: Eukaryota; Fungi; Basidiomycota; Agaricomycetes; Hymenochaetales; Hymenochaetaceae
Product: cytochrome P450
Exons: 9
Coding region: 1-1746 (581 amino acids)
Molecular function (GO): iron ion binding; oxidoreductase activity, acting on paired donors, with incorporation or reduction of molecular oxygen; heme binding
Source: RefSeq, a predicted model, not a curated record
AUGCCUGUACUCUUCGCAUUCUCCCCUGGUCUUUUCUGCUGGCUCGCCAUCGACUUGUUGUGUGGUUAUAUCGCAACAAUCGCGCUUUAUCAACUGUUUUUUUCUCCACUCCGAUCAGUCCCAGGCCCGUGGUAUGCGGCUGUUUCCGACUUCUGGCUUACAACCCAUAUCUUGCGUCUGCGUCGCUGCCGUGCAAUCAAUGACCUUCUACUCAAGUAUGGACCGAUAAUUCGAGUUGCACCAAACAAAGUCAUUUUCCUUGAUGCACCUACAAUGAAAGUGGUAUACGGCGUGAGCAGCAAAUUAAGCAAGACUAUGUUCUACAAGUCGCUCACCACAAACGCAAAUGAUCAUGCGAUGACAACGCUGGAACAUGGUCCCCAUCUCGCACGAAAACGCGGUUACGUUGCUCAUUAUAGCCCGUCAAAUUUAGCGCUGUUCCAGUCAGAAUUCUACAAUUGUGUCAACCAUUUAACAAGUGUAAUCUCCGCAUCUGCAAGUAUGUCGGCUACCCCAAUCGAUACUUUGCUACUCUUCCGACAUUUCUUCAUCGACAUCAACUGCACACACCUUUUCGCAUAUGAAGCUGGCUCAUUGAAAUCCUGGUCCGAACAUAUUCUGCACGGAUGCCAACCAGAUGAACUCUCCCGUGCUAUUUAUGAUUUCCCGAAACGUGGGCUACUGAGGAGCGUCCUUCCAAAGUGGUUAUGGAACGCCCUUGAGCAGAUUCCCAUUUAUAGAUGGCAGCAAUUUUGCGACUCUGACGCCAGACUCGGACGUUUCGGCUUUGCCAGACUUAACGAAAUGAGGGUCGUAGUUCAGUCUGGAAAGGCAGAAUGCACCGAUACGCAAAGGGAACCUUUAAUUACACGACUUAUUCGCCACAAAUACUCUGAGCAGGAGGCAAUGCCGGAUAAAGAUAUUGUUUCGGAAUGUAUCGGACAUCUUAUUGCCGGAACAGACACUACGACCACAACACUGUCAUACAUAUUAUGGGAACUCAGCCGUCGUCGCGAUGUCAUGCUACGUCUACAGGCUGAGACUGAUGAAUACAUGCCAGAUCCAACACACGUUCCUGACAUACAAGACCUUCAAAAAUUACCUUAUCUGACUGCAGUCAUAAAAGAAAGUUUGCGUAUUUACUCCGCCGGCCCAAGUCCUCUGGAACGUGUUGCCCCAGCAACACCGAAUGCUGAACUGGCUCUGCUCGGACAUUCUAUUCCCGGAGGAACGAUCAUUGCGUCUCAAGCAUACUCAUCACAUCGUCACCCAGGAGUCUUCUUCUGUCCCGAUCUGUUCCUGCCUGACAGAUGGUUGCUUGAAGACCUCUCACCAGACGUUUCUCGACCAAACACGCACAGCUGUUCAUCUACAUUAGGAACUCAGCCUCAAUCUAGUACACCUCCACAAUUUCGGGUUCCGUCCCCUGCACUCUCCGACGCUGAGAAAGGGUCUAAUGUCUCAGUUACUUCGACUUUGAAGACUUCGGUUAGCCAAGCCCAGAUGGCCGCACACAUGUUCCCUUUCGGACAUGGUCCACGGGUCUGCGGAGGACAGAACCUCGCGCAAUUCAUGCUUCGCGUCGUGCUCACUGCUAUCGCUCGGAACUUCGAUCUCGUUGCACCGCCGGAGACGAACGAACGGAGCAUGGCGAUACGAGAUAGCUUCGUGAUAUUUCCCGCUGCUCUGGAAUGUAAACUCAUCUUUGUUCCGCGCACUCCGAGCAGUGCAUCGAAUCGCCACUGA